CUGACCGUGUUCAAUCCUGCACACCAUCAAUUAUCCUCUGCUUCUCUCUCUCCCUCUCUCCCCUUCCCACCUCAACCACCACCUCCUCCACGACGAUUGAACAUCCCCCCGGCGACACCACCCAGCAUUGCUACGUGCAUGUUGGUUGAUGUCGAAUGAACCUGUUCAAUUUCCUGCAGAGGUAACCACCUUAUACCUUUAUCCGUUUCUCCUCAUCCCGUACUCCUUUUUGCUCGUGAACAAUGGAAGCUGCCAGCCCACCCAAGCGCAUGACGCGUGCUCGCGCCGCUGCAAAGGAUGCUGCUACCACCACGUCCAAGCCGGCCGCGUCCAAGCCUAUCGUGUCCAAGCCGGUUGCCUCCAAGCCGGCCUCGACUAGGCCGCCGUCUGCUGCAGCUGGCAGAGCUGGUGCCACCACACCCACACCCACACCUACUCCUGCUGUUACUACCACACGUGCCACCAAGCGCAAGACGCGAUCCGACGAGACGGAAGACGAGGACGGCGCCCAGACGGAUUCUGAACAGAAGGGCACCAUGAACAAGCCUGCAAAGACCCGAGGCCGCCCGAGGAAGAUUGCCGCGUCCGAACCCCGCCCGGAGCCAGACAUCACUAUGGAGGAUGCGUCAACUACUACAGCUAGGUCUACGCGUGGCAAGGCCAGGAAGACUGCCACCACUACGACAGCCACCACAACUGCCCCAAAGCAGGAGCCGGCCAAGGCCACGCGGUUACGUGCACGAAAGGCUGAGGAGAACAAGGCAGACAUCACCACGGCUGAACCAGUUAAAAAGGUGACACGCACUCGGGGUCCGGCAGUCGCAAAAGCUACCACUGGUGUCGCCACCUCUACUGUCUCCACCGAACCAACCCCAGGUUUGAAGUCGGCUGUCUCUAGACCUGCAUCAAGACUCGGCGGCAUCACCAAGAAGACGGUGAGCUUCCAAGAGCCCGAGAAGGAGAACAUGCUGCCUGCCGCCAUCAUCAAGGGCAAGGCUAAGACGGCCACUGAGCCUGCCACCGGAAUGCGAGCGAAGCCUGUUCGCAAGCCAGCUGCUGGCGGCCGAGCUACGAGGGCUAGCACGCGAUCCACGCCGGCUGCCGAGACUAGAGAGAAGUCCCCGCUGAGCCCUAAGAAAGAUGUUCAGAAUCGGGCGCUAUCCAAGGAUUCCGGUUCCGACGACGAGCUCGCAACGUUAGAGAAGACCCCUCUAAAGCCGUUGAUGAAGAGCCCUGUGAAGCCGCGCGCCCAUGCUAGAAACCCCGAGCCUCAGCCGCCCGCCCAGGACGAGGACGAGGAUGAGGAUGAAGACGCGCAGGAGGCGCCUGAGCCAGCAAACUCGUCCGUAUUUGGUAGUCCGGCUCGCCGGCCUCCGCCGUCUCCCUGGAAGGAUGCGAUGAAGUCGCCCGCGAAAAAGGUGGACGUGAUCCCGUCGUUAAUCUUCGCCUCCAAGGCCGACCAUGAGCAUGCAGCAGAAUCGCUAUCCAGUAAUCCUAUUCUCCAAUCCCCUGCUAAACGCCCUCACUUUCCGAUCGCGCUCCAGCCUCUUUCACAAGGACCGAACGACUUAGGACGCUCCCCGAUGAAGAUGUCUCUCUUUCAAUCUCCAGCCAAGCGUCCCACAUCUCCGUUCAAGCUGUCGGAACCUGCUGCACAGCCCCCGGAAGAGAGAGGCAAGAGGCUAUUUGCGCCCAAGACAUCUCCGGUGCCAGAAGAGGCGCCGGCUGAAGAGCAGCAACUGCCUGAAGACCAUGAUGAUAACACCGAGCAUGAAGUCGCGCCCGACCAGCAGCCUGAGGAAGGCGAGGGCGAGCUCGAGUCCCCGGCCCAGCUCGAUUUCCCCGGCCGCCUGUCUGCCGUGCUCCCCCGACAUGCGGAUCCGGCUCUUCGAGACGACUCGCCUCCGGCCAAGGCUGUGGAGAGUCAAGAGGCAGAGCCUACCUCGCAACAGUCGACCGAGGCUGAGAAGGAGCCUGAAGUGGCUGAUGCCGAAAGUAACCAGUCGCCUAGCGAGGUUAUGAAUAUCGACGGUGCCGAGGCAAAGAUAGAGGAGGCUGCUAAUCCAGCUCCUACGGCGCCUCCGGACUCCCCGCCCAAACAGGCUGUCGACCCGGCCUUUGGACUGCGGGCUAAAGACUUGGAGGAUAACUAUCUCUCCGACUCAGAAGACGAGCUUGCGUCCAGCGGCAAGACUUUGUCCAGAUUCCAAGAUAACUCAACCCUGACCCUCGGCGUCCCGUCCACACCGACGCCUAGCGGCAUCAGGACCCCCCGCAAUGGAAUGCCUUCUAGUGCCGCGAAAGCGGCCAGUCGAGCCAUCCGAUCCAUUUCCAAAGGACCUAGGUUGGGUUUCACCCCGCUCGCCCAUCAAUUGAGUGAGUGGAAGGCCUCAAGCCCUCAGAAGCAGGCCGGUGCAGCACCUGGGUCUCCCGAUUCCGACCGAUUUUCCCUCGUGAGCGACAACGAGUCCGUGCAGGCUGGCUCUACGCCGUCCAAGGGCUUCUUCGACGAAGAGAUGAGGAUUCGUGCCGAAAUGGAGAACCAAGCGGCUAUCGAGGCCGCCCUGGAGGCCGAUAUCGCUGCCCAGUAUGACGAGGUUGACCUUGACAUGAUGCCUAUCACCUCGGAGGAUGUCGAGCUGGCCGCGGAGGCGAAUGAGAUGUCUCUCGUGGAGGCUCCUCAGCCCGACGACCACGCUCAUGAUGACGCCGUGUCGGACGCUAGUCAGGAAUACGGCGACGAGAAUUCGGUGCCCAUCGAUCCCGCUCUGCUGAAUUCCCAUGGCGGUGCGCGUCACGCCGACCCGGCAACCCCUGUCCGACCCACGGCUGCUUCUGGGCCCUUUCACACCGUCUCUAAAGUCCCUUUGAAGCCCGCGGACGACUCUACCCCGAGGAUUCCGAAGAGACGUAGCAUGAGCGCGUCGAAGCUUCCCGCUCAGCGGCCAGCCGGCCACCUCCGGAGCGCAACCGUCAUUUCGUACUCGCCCGAGGGCGCGUCGAAGAUGGACAUCGACGAUGUUGACGCCGUCGAGCACCCCCCCGUUACGCCUUCUAAAGGCGAUAUCUGGUCCUCGAUGGGUACCCCCGCCCGCACCCCUCGCCGAGACCUCAACACCGCCCUGCUACGAGGCGUAGUCGCCUUUGUUGACGUGCACACCAGCGAUGGCGCCGAUGCUAGCAGCGUUUUUGUCGAGCUUCUCACGCAGAUGGGUGCUCGCUGCGUCAAGAGUUGGCCUUGGAACCCUACCAGCCCUACUGGCGAGGCGUCGACCUCCAAGGUGGGAAUUACCCACGUUGUCUACAAAGAUGGAGGCAAGCGAACCCUGGAGAAGGUCAGGGAGAGCGGCGGCGUCGUACAAUGCGUCGGCGUCAGCUGGGUCUUGGACUGCGAGCGCGAGAACGAGUGGCUAGAUGAGGCUCCGUAUUACAUCGACACUUCCCUCGUCCCACGUGGUGGACGGAACCGUCGCAAGAGUAUGGAGCCCAAGGCCCUUGCCAAUCUCAACGGCACUUUGGUCACCCCGGUGAAGAACACCGGGGGCUCUGCCCGAGAGUGCCAGACCGUCCCGAAUAACCACGCCAGCCGCCGGGACAGCACCGUCUGGAUGCGCACGCCCUGCGGCCACGACGACGACGACGAGCUCGACGAGCACGACUGGGACAAGGAGCUCAGCAUGCUGACGCCCGUGCCGAAGACGCCGGCGCCGGAAGCGGUCGCGAGGUACGCGAUGGACGUGACCCCGGACUCGCCCAUGGCGGGAGACGACUACAAGGACUCGCCGGAGAGGGACCAGCUGCUCAUGCGGACCUGCCCGCCCAAGAAGAGCGUGUACGCGGACCUCGGCCAGGGAGUGCUGCAACGUGAGAAGGACCAGGGCAUCUUGAUGCGCCUGAUGGCCGCGCGGCGAAAGAGCCUGCAGUUCGCGCCUAAGAUCGCGAGCCCACUCUCCAAGGCGUGGAACUAGAGCCACACUCUUCAUUGACGUUUUUGACGGCAUAGACACGGGAGUUUUUUACGGGGGGGAGGGAAAGGGAAUGAUUCAAGGCACAGGGGCGUACCAAGAUCUGCGUUUGUCUUUUUUCUCACGAGGAGUUGUCGUUCGUUACGAGUGAAAAAGAGGGGGCUUAACAGUAGAGAGGGAGACCUAGCAUGCCGGACUCAGGGAG
This is a messenger RNA of Durotheca rogersii, 4170 nucleotides long. RefSeq lists its product as uncharacterized. Gene Ontology annotation, biological process: mitotic cell cycle. NCBI's taxonomy places the organism in Eukaryota, Fungi, Ascomycota, Sordariomycetes, Xylariales, Xylariaceae. The transcript has 2 exons. The coding region runs from base 243 to 3968 and encodes 1241 amino acids. The record is from RefSeq and is a predicted model, not a curated record.